UGUAAGCAGUCAUCAUAUAGAGUUAUAACAACGUUAAAUUCUGUUUCGUCCAAAAUGAGAUUAACAAUCAUGGAACUAAAAAAAAAACGACAGGCGCCUUAAUAGUUCAUAAUGGGGCGCAAGAGUGAACGUUCACAACUUUUAAGCAAUGCAAACUCCACCGAAGUCAAAAGUGAAAGCCACGUGAAGCGUGUCACUCCUGUGACAAGUAACCCAGCUUUUGUCAUUGCUGUAGUAUUCUCAUCAUUGGUGUUAGAUUUUGGAUCGGAAGCUAAUGCCCAAUACAUCAUUCAAUUUACGAGAGAUUUAUCUAGAACUGCGAACGCAACGGGUUUUCGGCAUCGAAACAGAACCGAUAAUUCAUGCGGUAGGCAUGUAAAUGGAACUUCUAUAGAAGAGGAAUUAGGUCAAAAACUUGCAGCAAAAUGGUCAUUUUAUUGCAAUAUCGCCGAACAUGUACCAACCAUACCAAUUGUUAUAGUGUUUGGAACAUAUUCUGACAAAAUAGGUCGUAAACCAUUGUUCUUGAUUUCUACAAUCGGCAUGUCUCUACAAUACGGAAUUAAAGCUUUAGCAAUUUACAUGAAAUUGCCUCUGUACUUUUUUGCCAUUGCAGCCGCUGUGGAGGGAUUAAGUGGCUGUAGAUACCUAUUCAGUAUUGCAAAUGACGCUAGUAUUGCUGAUACUACAGACAGAAAUCACAAUCGAACAGCAGCUUUUGCACUAGUUGAUGUGUUUCUUGGCAUAGGAACAUUUGGAGCCAAAAUUGGAACAGGCUAUAUGAUAGCGAGCAUGGGAUAUUUCUUCCCUGUGAUAUUGACUGCUGGUUUAAAUGUUUUGCUGGCACUAUUUAUAUUCAGUUUUGUGCCAGAAACGUUAGAACAGAAGACCCGAAAUAAAUCGACGUUUGAUCUCUUCAAAGAUUCUGUGACAUUCUUAUAUGACAGGACACAGAUUCACGGCAAUAAACGCUGGAAAUUCCUUUACUGGUUUUCUAUAUACAUUUCUCUGGAAUUUUCGGGUAUGGCGGUUUCUGGUAUAUCAACAAUCUAUUACAUGGGAUUUCCGUUCUGUUGGAACUCAAAAAACAUUGGAUGGUACUCGGCGUCUUCGUCCUUGAUCCAUACUUCAUUAGGAGCAGCAUUGUUAAAACUAAUCGUGAAACACAGGCGGGACGAGCCUUUAGCUAUUAUAGGACUCUUGUCUUCGAUAAGCGACAACAUCAUCAUAGGCAUUGCUUCACAAUCCUGGAUGCUUUAUCUUGGAACAAGUGUUGGUGUACUGUCCUUGUUACAAGGUGUAGUAAUUCGGUCGGCCAUGUCUAGUAUGGUAGAUGACAGUAAGCAAGGAUCAUUCUUUAUGAUAUACCAACUGGUAAAGAUCUUGACGGUUCUAGCUGGUAACUCUCUGUCUACCAAUAUAUACCAAGCCACAGUCGAAAUCCUCCGGGGAUUCCCCUACCUGGUGGCUUCAGGCCUUUACCUUAUCGUUUUAAUCAUGGUAAUAAUUCUGUAUAUCUCCGGAGGGGUUAGUUCAGAGACUGGAGUAAAAGGGGACAGUACUACCACCGAUAAAACAAGCACUGCUGUAACACCCUAUGGGUCGAACACACAAGACAACUCUAUUGUCAACUCCAGUGGAAAUAUUUCAAGCUCUGGAGCGGGUAUUCUGUCUGUCAUGGCAAGGCCUCUUCUCCGAGCUUUCGCCUCCAACAUGAUGGAUAAAGAUAAACAAGGUGCUGUGUUCGGUAACAUAUAUGUGAUAGAGGACAUGGAUACUGUUUCGGAGAAUAAACCAUUGUUAGUGAAUACCGAUAGGGAGGAAGAGAAAAUCAAAUCUACAAACAGAACCCUGACAACUCAGGUGAUUUUACGUAUGUGUAUGACGUUUUUAUACAUGGCUGUCGCGGAGCUUGGAAGCCUUAAUCAGACCCUUUACGUUUAUCAACGAGCGUCGGAGUAUAACAGGGCAAACAAUCUCACAUCCGUAAGUCAAUUAAAUGCAACAAGUGCAUGCGGUUCGAACCAAAGCCAAACAUCUGAGAACGUAAACCAAAAGCUGGCGGCAAAAUGGACGUGGUAUUUCAGUUUGAUUUCACAUGGUUUUGGCACUCCAUCACUACUUUUGUACGGCCUGUAUUCGGAUUUUAUCGGCAGAAAACCGCUUUUGAUAAUUUCACUUAUGGGUGAUGCUCUACGCUACGGUAUGAUGGCAUUUAUAAACUACAACCAUUUGCCAUUUGUGUUCUUUAUUGCGCCUUAUGCCGUGUCAGGCAUCACUGGUAAUAGCUAUCUGUAUUUUAUUGCUAAUACUGCCGCCAUUGCUGAUAAAACAGGCUACAAUCAAACAAGAACAGUGGGGUUAGUUGUCUUUGAGGUUUUAAUUGGAUUAGGAGCAAGUGUAGCCAAAAUAGGGGCGGGAUAUCUGAUCCAUUAUAGCGGAUAUCUUAUGCCUAUGCUCAUAUGUCUAGGAGCCUUUCUAUUUUUGGCAAUAUUUGUUUGCGUUUUGGUCGAAGAGACCAUAACCACGGUGUCAUCUAAAAAUCUGACCUUUUACAAAGGUGUUAAAAGAAUAUUUGGAUUUUUCUAUGAUAAGACAACGGUUAUUGGAAACAAAAAUGGACAUUUUAUGAUGGCUUGGUCUGCUUUCAUAAUUAUUUAUUUCGCUCGAAAUUCUGCGUAUGGAAUAACAACACUAUACGAAUUGAAGUCUCCAUUUUGUUGGACUUCAGAAGAAAUUGGUUGGUAUGGUUUUGUCAAGGAUAUGGUUGAAUUCCUUUUAGGGAUGUCUAUCAUGAAAAUAUUACAAAACUGUGUACAGGAUAUACAUUUAGCUACACUUGGAUGCUUGUCAAACAUUGGACUAAAUAUCGUUACUGGUUUUGCAACAACCAAAUUUAUGAUGUAUGCAGCUUUAGGAGCCGGGGUACUUUCGGUUGUGACGUUUCCUAUCAUGCGUGCUAUAUUAUCCAGAUACGUAGAUGUUGAUAGACAAGGAAUAUUAUUUGCGAAUUUAUUUGUGGCAGAGAAUAUUUGCUCGUUGGUCGGAGGCAGUAUAUUUAAUAACCUUUAUUCUGAGACAGAGGAUUGGAUGCCGGGGCUGAGUUUUUUCGUAGUAGGCUCUAUCUUUAUCGUACCUCUUGGACUUUUAAUCUCCUUGUUUGUGUCCACACGAUAGUUGAAUACUUACCGAUGACAAGACUACAGAAUUUCUUCAUCAUUUUAAAAUAAACAAAGUUGUGAAAUCUGGAUCUUUCAUUUUUUAUCCUUUAUCCUGUCAUAAUGUUUGGAAUCCUAAGUAAAAAUACUGACAUUCUAAGUGUUAUUUAUCAAAACAGACUGACUGAUGUGUUGAGAAAUGAGUAUGUCUUU
Molecule: messenger RNA, 3371 nt
Organism: Mizuhopecten yessoensis (Yesso scallop)
Lineage: Eukaryota; Metazoa; Mollusca; Bivalvia; Pectinida; Pectinidae
Exons: 10
Coding region: 112-3177 (1021 amino acids)
Biological process (GO): transmembrane transport
Cellular component (GO): membrane
Molecular function (GO): transmembrane transporter activity
Source: RefSeq, a predicted model, not a curated record